UUUCAAUGGAAAAGCAUAGUUAAUUAAAAUUAAUGAUCAUAAAAACAUCAUUUGCUUUAGUUAAAUUGAUAUUAUUUUUCCCUCGAGUGAGUCAGGUUGACUGACCCACUUGCCCAGCCAAAGGUCAUUGACCACUGGACUCAACUGUUUUGGUGUUUUUUUCACUCAUUUUUCUACCAAAUGUAGCCAUUUCAUUUCUAGAGCCCAUCCGAAUGUGUGUCCGUCAAAACUUGUUUGCAACUACUAUUUUCAAAUUUUUCGAAUUUCUGAAGAAAAAUAAGCGGUUUGAUUCAGGGAUCAAGUGCGUUGUUGGGGUAGUAAUUUUUCAUCCAAGUGAAAAUAUAUGAUGCAAUCAAUUGAAGUUGAGAAUCUACAGAAAUUGGAGCAGUUGCAAGCGAAAUUACGGAUGGAGCAGUAUAAAAAGUAUGAGAAUGCAUUGGAAAAUUUUGAAAAGCAGUUGGAAGGCUUGGAAUCUCGCACAGAGAAAAGUAUGACAUUCUUCACGAAAAUGUUUGAAAGUUUCAUCAAAAAGACGAAAACGACGACGGAAGAAAUUAAUAACAUUAAGACAAGUGUCGAGUCAGCAACGAGCGAUAUGGUUCAGGCUUUAACAUUGUUGGAGAAUGGACUUGAAGACUGCAACAAAAAACUUGCAAAACAGUUGAAAGGAGUUUUGCAUGAUUUGGAGAGAAAAUGUCAAAAGAAUGAAGAUAUGGACAAUGUGGAGUUGGUAGACGCGAUUGGUAACAUCGUCAAGAUGAUUCACACGUAUGCGACUUAAUAGGUUUAAAAUUUAAAUGGUAACAAAAUUCGUUUUGUUAUGAGUUAUGCAUAGUUCAAUUUUACAGAUAUCUAAUUUUAUAAAACCGUUGAUUUUUAAAUGUGUUAAUAAACUUGUCGUACCUGGAA
Molecule: messenger RNA, 909 nt
Organism: Folsomia candida
Lineage: Eukaryota; Metazoa; Arthropoda; Collembola; Entomobryomorpha; Isotomidae
Exons: 4
Coding region: 344-781 (145 amino acids)
Source: RefSeq, a predicted model, not a curated record